Molecule: messenger RNA, 4123 nt
Organism: Anopheles coustani
Lineage: Eukaryota; Metazoa; Arthropoda; Insecta; Diptera; Culicidae
Product: neprilysin-3
Exons: 10
Coding region: 1-2376 (791 amino acids)
Biological process (GO): protein processing
Cellular component (GO): plasma membrane
Molecular function (GO): metalloendopeptidase activity
Source: RefSeq, a predicted model, not a curated record
AUGACCGGCGAACCAAUGACAGCCCGUGGAGCCGGUGCGGGUGUCGGUGCCGGGCGGGCACCGCAUCUGCAGCCCCCGCACGCCAACCAUCCCCUGCAGGCGCUCCGCACCGACGACAUCGAGGUGCAGGUGAUCGAGCAGGGUAUCGAACUGUGCAGCAGCAGCGAACGAAAGAGUAACGCAAACAGUGGGAUGUCCGCAAGCGGUGGAAACUCGAAGCCCUCGGCGAACGCCAGUCGAGGUCGCACCGGUGCACACUCUUCGGCUUCCGCCACCGGCACCACGUCCCUCGGGGGUUCCACGUCCACGGCGGUAGGUGCCCAGGCAGGAGCGACGGGAGGGGCGGCGCCCGGAUCCCGGAUAGCGUCACUGAAGAACCCGGUCGGGUGGGUUUGCUGUGCGCCCUGCAUCUGGCUGCGCAGUUCGUCGGCCGUCCACAAGAUGGCGAUCACGGCCGCAACGCUGCUGGUGACGUCGCUUCUGGUCGCCUCGCCGAUCCUGUUCCUCAUCUCGGCCGCACCGUCCCAGCUGCCCCGGGACUGCUUCGCCGCCGACGAAGACGACUGCCACCCGACGCCAGCCCCGCCACCCGUCUGCGGAGAUCCGAUCUGCCGUGCGGCCGCCAUCAGCGUCUCGUCCAGGAUGAACUGGGACGUGGAGCCGUGCCGGGAGUUCAAGAACUACAGCUGCUCCACGAUGGAGGGCAGCCUGCGGGCGGUCAAGAGUGCACAGGAGAUAGCGGACACUCAGAUGCAACAGCUACUCUCCCUCAAUACCACGAGUGGGAUCUUCCGGAAGCUAGGCCGGCUCUAUGGGAGCUGCCUGCGGCAAGAGCUGAACGACACCAGCAUAAAGCGUCGCCUGGACCAACUCGGCGGUUACCUGCACAUCGGUUCGGUCGGUCCGCAGAGUCUUUCCCCGUUGGUGGUGAAGAUCCAAGCGAUUGGACCGUUGCCGCUGGUCGGCAUCUACUACGAUCUGAGUUACGGCCGGAAACCUCAGACACUGCUGAUCAUCGACGGACCAAACACACCACCGAACAUACUUGAGAACCCUGUCCGGUGGAAUGGUCCGCGAGCGCCACCGUACGAUGUGGACGACGUGCCGGAGCUACUGGACGAACUAAUCAAUACCUUCCUGCCGCUAGGGUUGAGCGCUGACCAGCGGCAGUCGGAGCGGAAUCUUAUUUCUGGCUUCAUUCGUGAACUGAACGAGAUUCGGCGGCACUACGUCCAGAAGGAUUUCAUCAGCAGCUACGUGUUAAACAAUGUGACAGCCCUCGCGAACGCGCAUCCUUUCUUUCCCUGGCAGGACCUGGUGCCCGGCAACUGGUCCGGGCCGAUAGUGAUCCGCAGCCCGGAAUACCUUCGACAGCUGCGCAAGCUUCUCCUGACGUACCAGAACCGGGUGAUCCACAACUCGCUGCUGAUGCUGUUCGCCCUCAACACGCUACCGCCGGGCCGGCCGUCGCCGCUCGUGUGCACCCGUGCCACCAACUGGGCCCUCCCGGAGGUCACCGCGGCCCUGUUCGUCGCCCAGUACAGCGAGGAGGUCAUCCGGCACGCGAUCCAUCGGACGGAGGAAAUGUUCGAAAACAUGAAGCAACAUCUGAAACGGGCUCCAUCGCUGCGUGGGGCGGCCCUGGUGCGAUUGUCGCAGCUGAAGGUACAGGCUAAGGUUUGGCCCACGCUCUUCAAUCGAACGGAAAUCGCCUCUGUGUUGGACGAGAUCGAGAUCAGUUCGGACAAUUGGUUCGAAAAUGUGCUGAAAAUCUACGAAAUCAACAACAACCGCACGAGGGAGAUCAAUUUCACCGUAGAAUCUUCGCAGACAGCGUACGCCUAUCCCCAAAUAUCGAAAGUUUUCUACGACACCCUGUCCCAUUCGAUCGUGGUGCCACUGUCCGUGAUCCUGGUGCCGUACUUCAACCCGGUGCUUCCACCGUACCUGCACUACGCCUCACUGGGCACCACGCUCGCCAAGGAGAUACUCCGGUCGAUCACGAAGGCGUUCGAGACGAAGAUUAUGCAGUGCGUACCGAGCGCGGUCAGCGUCUUCUCCAACACCAGCCGGAUGGAGUUGCUCAUACACUCCGGUGGGUUGCAGAUUGCCUAUCACACGCUCCUGUCGCUGUCCGGCCCGAUCAAGGGCAUGAACCGGCUGCUGGGGCUAAGCCUAACGCCACCGCAGAUCUUCUUCCUCGUGUCCGCCCAGCAACUGUGCGCCGAGUCCGAUUACAGCGGAGUGGAGGUGAACUCGAGUGAUUUCGAUGAAAUUCUUACCUGGCUCAUCUCGCAGGGUGGCAGCGCGUCCGACGUCUUUCAGUGUCACUCGGCGACCAAGCUAAGCUACCAGAAAAAUUGCGACAUAUGGUAGAAUCACCAACAAGUAUUGAGAACGAAGAAGAGAAACGCCACUUCGUACGACACGCGACAGAACUGACCAGAGUCAACUCGUGAAAGUUCUAGUGAUAAUGAAAGGAGCAAUCUUUGGUAGCCAGUAAGAUUUAAAUCGAACAAAAUUGAGACGAAACGGUCUUAGAAUAAGCUCGACAAACCGACGUUUAUAGUUCCGCAAGGCUUUAGAGAUGAAAAAAUGAUCUGAAAACAAAGCAUGCAAAACAAAACCAAAAAAAGAAAAACAUAGGGUAAAACAAAUUAAACUAAAAAUAAUAAAUCAACGCCGUGAUAGCAGCUUGUAAGUGUGCGUUACUAGUCACCUUUAUUUGCUGUGUUAGUUUUAAUGUAACAUUGUUAAGGAUUUGCAGUUGGAAGGAAGGCGAACGUACAAAGGAGGAAGAAAAAAGUUAUCUAUUUACGUUGCAGCUUACAGUUGAAGAAAUGUUAUGCCACUUUAUGUAAAUUAUCCUUCCACGCUUGAAUGAUGCAAGAAGCGCAUGUGGAAUGUGUUGUAUGGAAAUAAGAAAUAAGUCAAUUAAGUUCUCCUAUUUCCGUGCGCUUGCGUUGCACACGUGAAUUAAUAAAGGUCGUGAGUUACUCGUUGAACACAAAACAAUCGAUUAAACGGUUUAGUAAAAACUAGCAGUUUCUCUAAAAAGUCAGCCGCUAAGUCAGUUUAAAGGUUCGAUUGCGAUGCGUGUCACAAUAGUGUCGGAAUAUAUCGGUUCUAUCGACAAAAGGCAGUCCGUUACAAAGUUUGUUAGCAAAUGCAUUAGCCGCAAAAAAAGCAUUUAGCGUUGAAUGAUUGAGAGAAUAGUUUUAACAGAAUCCGAUACUGAUGUCGACUAGUCCCGAGACAAUAUUUCCACCACCGAAGCACGAAAGUUUGGAGCGUGUGAUUGUGUGUGUGGAGCGAACCCCAAGUGAGAAUUGAUGUAAGGCGCGUUUUGCAACAGGAACAUCCUUUAUACGUUUUCCUUCAAGGCAAAAGGAGGGAAAACAAUUAUGCUAAGGAAAUAUAGACGAACUCUUCAACAGACGAACCUAGCUGUUGGAGCACUGACGAAUGAAUGAAACAGUAUUGUUACUACCACUGAUGUAAUCUAGCGUUGUGCAUUAGACAUUAUGAGUUUUGUUACAAUUUUCAAUGUGUAUAGUGUUGAGCGGACGGGAAGGUUGUACUCCUUCGUAGUGAAUUAGUGCCGGUUCUACUUAGAGUUGCUAGCGUGAAGAAACGUAUUUACAACGGUGAAACGGUGGGUAAAAACGAAAAACGACACACAUACGAAGGUGUGGAAAGUCAAAGAUAAAUAAACAGAAUCAUAGCAAAGAUGAACAACCGAAAGAUCAAUUUACAAACGUCCUACAAUUUUAAGCCGACAUAGGAUUAGUUGAGCAGUGGAAGCUAAAGGUGACGUUUAGCAUCGUGGAAUUGAGGCAGCAGAGUAUUUUAAUUUUCCGAAUUAUCGGAGGAGAGUUGGUAAAAAAGAACGAAAACCGUGGAUCAAGAAAACUUAAACUAUUGAUGCUGGGAAAAACCAAUAUCGCACCUAGAACUUUACAAAAUGUGUAGUGAAAGCGAGGGAUAUCAAGAGGAGUAUUUGUAGUGUGUCUAGUAGCACCUCCGAAUCAAAUUACCACCACGUAGUAGCUCCUAGGGUGGAAGCAGAGUAAAUGAAAAAAGCAGAAGUGUACCUUAAAAUAUUAAAACAAAAAAAAACAAA